AAGUGUUAAUUAACAUCCAUUUGAACACAGGAAAUGUCAUUAGAAAAUGUCAUUUAAAAAACAGAUAAUUUAUUUUGCAUAAAUACUGAAACUUAUGCCUUGUGUAUCAGUCGUGAAUUGGUUGAUAUCUUGCUUUAUUGAAGGGCUGUUUUAUUUUGGAUAGGAGAGUUAACAUAGUGACUGAAGAACAAUGGGAAAAUUUACGAUCACUUUUUUGCUGUUCUUCUUGGUAUUCCUGUUUUUGAAAACAUCUUCCUCUAAGUCGACGAAAGGGGUUCAAAGGAAGGAAACAAACAAACAUGAAUCUACGAAGACGUUUAAACGUCCGUCGCAUGGGAAAGGCAAGGGAAUAGUUAGAUGUAAUGAUCGUAGUGAGUGUCCAGAUGGGUAUGCAUGCUUACUUCCUGGAUUUGGACACGCUAACAGUAAAUCGAAUAAGAGAUGCUAUGAGUGUGGUUGUAUGACGUAUAGCCAAUGCUAUUUUCACCAUAGAAACAUGUUCUGCAAUUGCUCUGGGUCUGGAUUUACUGGGGAGUUUUGCGAAACAAAUAUAGAUGAUUGCAUACCUAUACCGUGUAAUAACAAUGGUACCUGCAUCGAUCAAGUGAAUGGAUACAUCUGUCAAUGUUUACCAGGGUACACAGGAGAUCAUUGUGAAAAUGAUAUAGACGAUUGCAUACCUAUACCGUGUAAUAACAAUAGUACCUGCAUCGAUCAAGUGAAUGGGUACAUCUGCCAAUGUAGUCCAGGGUACACAGGAGAUCAUUGUGAAAAUGUAAUUGAUAGAUGCAACCCCUCCCCUUGCGGCGAUAAAGAAGAUUGUAUUAAUGUAGAUGAUGGUUAUAAGUGUACCUGUGGCGGAGAUGACUCAACAAAUAUUACUGAUCUUAUGGCUACAAGUACACCUACUACGAUUUGCUCACCGGGAUAUAAUACUAGUGGCUACGAUUAUGACCUUAACAUACAGUGGAAAAUAGCUGCAUCUGCUGGACAAACGAUUGAGGUGUUCUUCUGGGACUUCGACGUUGAAAAAGAUUAUGAUUAUGUGUUUGUACAGGACGACGGACUACAAACUUGUCUUGGUAUAUUGACGGGAGAACAUUACCAAAUAAUUAUGCCGCAGACACUCGUGUCCUCAACCAAUGAGCUUUCAGUAACCUUCCAGACUGAUGAAAUCUAUUCUUAUAAUGGAUUCUGCUUCAACUUUAGUUUGGAGUAGACGCGAAUAUGUAUAAUUGCAUAUAAUUAUACAUAAUAUUUAUUUCUCUCUCUCUUAGCGUUUCGUGUAUAUCUUAUUUAUAGAUGGAUCAAGAAUUAUGACUAUAUAUUGAUUUAUAAUUUUAGUCACACUAAACACAAUUUCAGAAAUUAUGAAAAUGUAUCAUUCAAAAUGUAUAGCUCAACUGUCUUCAAUACCAUACAGGUGAAUGCUAAGCCUAUUGAUAUAGGAUAUGUAUUGGUUAAGAGAAUUCUGUCAGAGAUGAAGAAAUAAAAAUUUCACAAAAGUUUUAAC
Ruditapes philippinarum (Manila clam) is the source of this 1513-nucleotide messenger RNA. Its product is annotated as fibropellin-1-like. Lineage: Eukaryota; Metazoa; Mollusca; Bivalvia; Venerida; Veneridae. The record is from RefSeq and is a predicted model, not a curated record. Bases 191 to 1219 code for a protein of 342 amino acids. The transcript has 10 exons. Gene Ontology annotation, biological process: Notch signaling pathway; heterophilic cell-cell adhesion; establishment or maintenance of epithelial cell apical/basal polarity. Gene Ontology annotation, cellular component: plasma membrane; protein-containing complex. Gene Ontology annotation, molecular function: calcium ion binding; Notch binding.